Molecule: messenger RNA, 5634 nt
Organism: Gallus gallus (chicken)
Lineage: Eukaryota; Metazoa; Chordata; Aves; Galliformes; Phasianidae
Product: nascent polypeptide-associated complex subunit alpha, muscle-specific form-like
Exons: 5
Coding region: 1-4740 (1579 amino acids)
Biological process (GO): regulation of mRNA processing; regulation of transcription by RNA polymerase II
Cellular component (GO): nucleus
Molecular function (GO): sequence-specific DNA binding
Source: RefSeq, a predicted model, not a curated record
AUGGGUCCCCAUCGCCGAGCUGCACCCCGCCGCCCCCCCACCCCCCCCUCCAAACCCACCGACGGCGCCGACGCCGCCCCGAAAGCGAGCGCCGAGCUGACGUCCCCCCCGCCGGCAUCCCCGUCGCCGCCUGACGGCCCCAAAGCGCCCUCCGGUGCGGGGGAGGCCGAAGCGGGGACCCCCCCUCCGAGCCAGGGGCCGGCCGGGACCCCCCCUCCGAGCCAAGGGGCUGCGGGAGCACCCAAAGGCGACGGCACGGCGCAGCCGGGCGGCACCAAGAGCGGCGCCGACGGCAAACCGGCGGCACAGGACGUCCCCAAAGCCGCCGCCGAGGCCAGGCCGGCGACCGCGGCCUCACCCACGGUCCCCAAAGCCACCGCCGAGGCCACAGCGGUGACCGCAGCAUCGCAGAGCGCCCCCAAAGCCGCCACCGACGCCGCAGCGGUGACCGCGGCAUCGCAGAGCGCCCCCAAAGCCACCGUGGAGGUCAAACCGGCGCUGGCGGCUGUCGCCAAAGAGGCCAAAGCGGUGACGGCAGCGGCGGCUGCCCCCAAAGCCACCGCCGAGGCCAAACCGGCGCCACUGACGUCGCCCACCGUCCCCUGCAGCAGUGCUGAGGCGAAGCCGCUCACCACCGCGUCACCCACAGCCACCAAAGCCACCGCCGAGGCCAAACCGGUGCCGGCAACGGCGUCGCUGACGGCCACCAAAGUCACCGCCGAAGCCAAACCGACACCACCGCCGGCGUCGCCGAGCGUCCCCAAGGUGACCACGGACACCAAAGCGGUGACAGCCACGGCACCCAAAGCCGGCCCUGACGUCAAACCGGCGGUCGCGGUGAGCGCCGAAGCCAAACCGGCACCGCCGCCGCCACCGCAGCAGCUCCCCAAAGCAGCAGCAGCAGCAGCGCCAACCGGCACCGAGCUGAAGCCGGCGACAGCUCCGCCGCACGGCAGCCCCCGAGCCAACAGCCACACGGUGACGGUGACACCGCCGAACGUCCCCAGGGCCGCCGCCGCCACCGUCCCCACCGCCGGCGCCGUCCCCAAGGCCACCACCGGCACCACGCCGGCAGCAGCGCCGCAGCAGCCCGUCCCGAAGGCCGCGCCGGUGACGCCACCAUCGCCACAGCAGGCCGUCCCCAGGGCCGCCACUGCCGCCGCCGCACCGGUGACACCGCAGCAACCCGUCACCAAAGCUGCCACCACCACCAACGCCACGCCGCCGCCGCAGCCCAUCCCCAAAGCUACCACCACCACCACCGCCACGCCGGUGAUGCCACAGCAGCCCAUCCCCAAGGCUGGCACGGACGCGGCGCCGCCACCCGCCGUCCCCAAAGCGCCGUCUGACGGCAGAGCCGCCACCCCCGGCGUCCCCAACGCCGCCACGGACCCCCAGAAGCCACCACCGACCCCGCAGAGCGUCCCCAGCGCCGUCACCGAACCCAAACCGCAGCCCAGAGCGGCGCCGCCACCAUCCAACGAGGCCACGCCGGCGGUGCCAUCACCGUCACCCAACCUCAAGUCGCCAUCGCCCACCAUCCCCAAACCGGUGCCGCUCAUGGCGCUGACACCGCAGCCGGUGACGGCGCAGAUGGUGACCCAACUCGCCGCCACCAAACCGUCCCCGAUCGUCCCCAAAGCGUCCCCAAAGGCACUGAUGACGCCGCCGCCGCCGCCGCCGGGCCUACCGCGGGCUCUGGCGGCCGCCAAGCUGCUGGGCCUGCCUUCCUCCCCCGUGGCUUCGGCCAUGCACGCCAAGGUGACGCCGCGCCCGCUGCCCGCCUCGCCCGUCCCCAUGGCCGCCUCGCCCGCCUCUCUGGGGCCCGACGCCGCCAGGGUGGCCCUGGCGACCAACGCCGCCUCGCCGGGAGCCAAACCGGAGGCGGCCGGGGGGAACGGCACCUUAAUGGCACCCAUGGGGGCUGCUAACACCCAAAUGGCGCCUAUAGGGGCUGCCGGGGCCGCCCAGACAGCGCCUAUGGGGGCUGCUCACACCCACGUGUCACCUAUGGGGGCUGGUGGGGCCACCCAGAUGUCACCUACGGGGGCUGCUAACACCCACAUGUCACCUAUAGGGGCUGGUGGGGCCACCCAGAUGUCACCCAUGGGUGCUGCUAACACCCACAUGUCACCUAUGGGUGCUACCACCACCCAGAUGUCCCCCAUGGGUGCUGCUGCCACCACCCAGCCGUCACCCAUGGGUGCUGCUGCCACCCAGGUGACAGCUACGUCUGCUGGUAACACCAUGCAGGUGUCACCCAUGGGUGCUGCUACCCCCCCUCAGACGCCACCUGUGGGUGCUGCUACCACCCCCCAGCCGUCACCCAUGGGUGCUGUGACCCCCCAGCCGUCACCCAUGGGUGCUGCUAACACCCCCCAGCCAUCACCCAUGGGUGCUGUGACCACCCAGCCGCCCCCCAUGGGUGCUACUAACACCACCCAGCUGCCCCCCAUGGGUGCUUCUACCCCCCAGACGCCCCCCACGGGUGCUGCUACCACCACCCAGUCCCCACCCAUGGGUGCUACCACCACCCAGUCACCCCCCAUGGGUGCUUCUACCCCCCAGGCGCCCCCCACGGUUGCCGGCAGCCCCACCCCCCCCAGCCCCACCGCGCAGACGUCCCCCCAACCUAUGAGCAAAUCCCCCCCUCCGGACCCCCCCAAAGCCCCCUCUGCAGCCGCCCAGACGUCACCCGCAGCCCACGUGGCCAACGCCUCUCCCGGCGUCACCGCGGCGUCGCCGGCACCCAUUGGCGUCACCGAAGCCUCCCCCAGCGCCGACGGCGCCCGGUUGUCACCCGGCCCCACCGCCGCCACCGAUGGCCCCAAAGCGUCCCCUGCGGCCACCGCGGACGUCACCGAAGCGGCCACCGACGUCACCGCGGCCUCUACUGCCGUCCCCGCGGAGGCAGCGCCCGCCAAGGCCAAGCGCAGCUCUUCGUCGUCCUCCUCUUCCUCGUCCUCCUCUUCCUCAUCCUCGUCGUCGUCGUCGUCCUCCUCGUCAGACUCGGAUUCCAGCUCCAGCUCCUCCGAGUCCAACCCCGCCUCCCCCGCCCCCGCCGUGGGGGACGGGCAGCAGCAGAUGACCCCCGGCGCGGCGCAGUCGGUGCCGCCGGUGACGGAAGCGGCGGUGCAGGAGGCGGCUGCGGCGGCGGCAGCGGGAGCGGAACGGGAGGGCCGCCCAACCCGGCGCAAGAAACGCACGCGUAGCUCUUCCUCCUCCUCGUCCUCCUCUUCCUCCUCCUCCUCCUCCUCCUCUUCCUCCUCUUCCUCUUCUUCUUCCUCUUCCUCCUCCUCCAGUUCCUCCUCCAGCUCCUCCUCCUCUUCCUCUUCCUCUUCCUCCUCUUCCUCCACCCCCACUGCCGCCCCCGCUGCCGCCCCGGACCCCGCCCCUUCCUCCUCCCCCACCCCCACCCCCUCCGCAGUCCCCGCCCCUUCCUCCUCCCCGGCCCCGCCUACUUCCGCAUCUGCCCCGCCCACUUCCGCCUCAGACCCCGCCCCCUCCACCCCCGCUCCUGCUGCCACCACCUCCUCUGACUCCGCCCCUGCCUCCUCGGCCACGCCCACCACCGCCACCCCCACCGCCGCCACCACCACCACCACGAGCUCCGCCCCCCGCGCCCCCGGCUCCCUCCUCUCAUUGGCUCCCGCUCGCCCCUCCCUGGCCACGCCCCGCGCUCCCGGCUCCCUAUUGGCCCUCACCCCGACCCGCCCCCCGCGCGGCCCCGCCCGCGCCCCCGGCUCCCUAUUGGCCCUUACCCCGACCCGCGGGGGCGUGGCCUCUCUCGGCUCCUCCCCCCGCGGCCCCUUCCCGCUGCUGAGGGGCGGGGCCACCUUCUCGCGAAGCCCCGCCUCCCCCUUCCUGGCCACGCCCCGAGGGGGCGGAGCCUGCUUCCCUCGUAGCCCUGCCUCCCCCUUCUUGGCCACUCCCUGCCGCGCCGGGGGCGGGGCCUGCUUCGGGGGGGCGGGACGAAUGGGCUUGGGGGGCGGGGCUUGCGCUCACCGCCUCCAAUCCAGCGGCGGCCUUUCGUGCUCCCCACGCUUAAGCUCCGCCUCCUGCCUGCACCGCCUGCAGCAGGGGGGCGGGGCCUGCGGCCGCUUAAGCUCCGCCUCCUGCCUGCACCGCCUGGGCUGCGGGGGGGGCACUCGCCUCACCUCCCCCUGCUGCCACCGCAUGGUGGGCGGAGCCUCCCCGGCCACGCCCCCUCGCUCCCCCUCCCCCUUCGCCGCCACCCCGGCCGGCGUCACCUCCUCCCGCCUCUACCAGUAUGCCCAGUACGGCCACCAGUACUCCUCCUCCUCCCAGUACGGCGCCUACCAAUACGCCCAGUACUCCCAGUACGCCUCCCAGUACUCCUCCACCUCCUCCUCCUCCUCCUCUUCCUCCUCCUCCUCCUCCUCCUCCCAAUACGCCCAAUACGGCGCCAACCAUUACAGCGCCAUGGCGGCGGCGGCCGCUCAAUACGCCGCGGCGGUCCAACAACAACAACAGCAGCAACAACAGCAACAACAGCAGCAACAACAACAGUCGGCCGCCGACCCCUCGCAGUACAGCACCGCCCAAUACGGGGCCGACGCUUCCCAGUACGGCGCCGGCGACGCCGGGGCUCAAUACGCCGCUUGGAGCACCACCGACGGCGGCACCGCGUGGGCUCAGGCGGCCGCCGGCGCUACCAACGCCGCCACCGGCACCGCCACCGGCACCGCAUGGGGGGCCUGGGUGACCCCGGCCCCAUAGGAGCCCACCCGGGGGGGGUUCUUUGCCGCGUCGCUGCGUUGCUGCGUUGCUUUAUAACCCCCCUCCACGCCCCCCUAUACCGCCGCCGUUGCCCCCUUUCGAUCCCCCUCUGAGCCCUCGGUGCAGCGCGGCCCCACGGCGCGGCCCCACGCGGACGGUGUGCGGCCCCACGGCGCCCCCCCCCCGCCCCACACAGCGCCGCCGGCUGCCGCCCCGCGCCGAGGAAAACACCGCAGCCUCUCCCCGGCCCCACGGCGGCCGGCCGGUAGGUGUGGGGCGGCGCCGUGGGGCAGCGCCGUGGGGCAGAGCCGUGGGGUGGAGCCGUGGGGCACGAAGCCCCGCCCCCUUCCCCCCCUCCUCCCCCCCUCACCCCUCAUCUCUUCUCUUUGCAGCUCCCCCGGAGCCGGGCCCCGCCCCCUUUCUCCCCAAACCACGCCCCUUUUCCCUCUAAGCCACGCCCCAUUUCUCCUUAAACCACGCCCAUUUCUCCACAGGCCACACCUCAUUUCCCCCCAAGCCACGCCCAUUCCUCCACAAGCCACGCCCUCGUCUCCCUAAACCACACCCCUUCUCUCUAAACCCCGCCCCCUUUCUUUCUAAACCCCACCCCUUUCUAAACCCCACCCUUCUUUCUAAACCCCGCCCCUUUCUCCCCUAACCCCGCCCCCUUUCCAAACCCCAUUGUCUCUAAUCCCCGCCCCUUCUCUCUAAACCACGCCCCCUUCUAAACCCCGCCCCCUUUCUUUACUACCCCCUUCUCUAAACCCCGCCCCUUCUUCUCAAGCCACGCCCAUUUCCCCCCAGACCCCGCCCCCUUUUCGCCUGUAGCCCCGCCCCCCUCCUUUGGCCCCUCCCCCUUUUCUGUGCGUUUUACAGAUAAAGAGAAAAGGUCGA